GUACAAUCCCGUACUAAGAGAAGACUCACAAGACGUAAGAGAAGAGAAAAUCCAACAGUGACUGUUCACUUGAGCCUACAGACACUGAGUAAGGAAAUAACUCUGCAAUCAAGGAACCGAAAGUCAAGUUUCUGUCUGGAAUUGUCUCCCAAAUUCGGCAUGAUGUCCCAGCGCGCAGCUUUGACCGGCCUCUUCAGUGAUGACCCUUUCUUCAGCCAGGAUCGGCUGCUGUGGCCACUGCACCACAAUGCCCUUUCCUCUCUGCAGCAGGACUUCUUCAACCGGAGAGCCAAGCUGGCCGACAGACUCCUGAUGGAGCUCCAAGAUGGGCCCGAGCUGCUCUCACUUGGCCCGCUGCCCCUCAUUUCCUCCACGCUGGCAAGGUUGAACGACGGCACAGAGAAACAGAGAGAGCUUUGUAGCACAGAGCUGCACAAGGACACCCAGCAGACCGACGACAACAACAAGGACUUCCUGGUGACCCUAGACGCUCGUGGUUAUGCCCCAGGUGACAUCACCGUCAAACUAGAGGGGCGUAGCCUGGCGGUGGUGGCCAUGAAGCAGGCCGGAGCCGAGGAGAAGCAGUCCUGCUCCUCCUCCUCCUCCUGCGCCUCCUUCUGCGCCUCGGCGUCGUCUCAGAUGGGGUUCGCCCAGAAGAUCGACCUGCCCUCUCACCUGGAUCUGUCCGGCCUCUCCUGCUCCUUGAUGGAUAAUGGACAGCUGCGCAUCCACGCCCCCGUGGCCAAGCAGCAAAUCAGCGAGGAGUGCCAGGAGCCCGCUCGGUUCAGGACAUCGUUGGAAUUUCCCAUCAAGAAGGACAGCGCAGAAGGAGAACAUACGGACUGAUGCACACACUCUACACCCGCUAAAAGAAAACACAUUUAAUGUUUUUAUGCACAUGCUUCCACUUAAGGACUCUUAAGAAUAAGAUAAGUUUACAAUUAACAAAUGAAGACAAUAUUUAUUUUAUGAUUGUUAUUUGCAAUUUGCGUAAACUGUUGAAAAAUGAAAUGCUCAAUUGAAAUGAUUUAAUAAAUAAAUAAGACUUUUGUUAAGGA
Messenger RNA from Mugil cephalus (flathead mullet), 1058 nucleotides. It is a transcript of the gene hspb9, whose product is annotated as heat shock protein, alpha-crystallin-related, 9. NCBI's taxonomy places the organism in Eukaryota, Metazoa, Chordata, Actinopteri, Mugiliformes, Mugilidae. The transcript has 2 exons. Gene Ontology annotation, molecular function: protein folding chaperone. The record is from RefSeq and is a predicted model, not a curated record. Gene Ontology annotation, biological process: protein refolding; response to heat. The coding region runs from base 160 to 846 and encodes 228 amino acids.